Messenger RNA from Ylistrum balloti, 712 nucleotides. Its product is annotated as cancer-related nucleoside-triphosphatase-like. Gene Ontology annotation, molecular function: ATP hydrolysis activity. Bases 120 to 707 code for a protein of 195 amino acids. The transcript has 5 exons. The record is from RefSeq and is a predicted model, not a curated record. Lineage: Eukaryota; Metazoa; Mollusca; Bivalvia; Pectinida; Pectinidae.
GAUGUGAUGGUUCGUAAAAACUGCGAUGUAAGCCACUUUUCUACGAAAGCUGUUCUAAUAAUCAAAACACACGUUGGUAUCUCGAAUUCUUUUUACCAGAUUGACGAACAGAUUGUACCAUGACAACAGGAAAUGUUGCAAGACACGUCCUCCUCACAGGUCCCCCAGGGAUAGGAAAAACAACAUUGAUACACAAAGUUUGUGAUCAUCUGGUAAAAUCUGGAGUGGAGUGUAGAGGGUUUUAUACAGAGGAGAGAAGGGAAGGCAGACAGAGAGUUGGAUUUGAUGUUGUCACAUUGUCAGGGGAAAGAGCACCAUUAGCUUCUGUAAAUACCAGUGAUGUACCUGUUGGGAGGCAACACACUGUGGGGAAAUAUGUGGUCCAGUUACACACCUUUGAGACAACAGCACUACCUACACUGAAAAGAAAGGAAGGUCAGCACAACAUUUUUGUGAUUGAUGAAAUCGGGAAGAUGGAGUUGUUUAGUCAGACAUUUGUGAGGGUUGUUCGGGAUUUAUUAAGUUCUGCAAACACAACAGUGAUUGCUACCAUCCCUAUAGCCAAAGGAAGACCUAUACCUCUAGUGGAGGAGGUCCGGCAGCGGUCAGAUGCUGUUCUUUUUACAUUGUCCCAGUCAAACAGAGAUUCUAUAUUUGGAGAUGUAAUGACAGCUGUGAUGGACUCAAUAAAAUGUCACGGAGGUUAAUACUA